UACUCGACACAACCUAUAAAUACAACUUUAAAGUUUGAUAAAGUUCAGUUUUAUUAAAAACAUAAAUCCUAUUGUUACAAUUAAUACUAAGCGCUAAAUUAUGCAAUAAAAUGAUUGACAAUCCAGGUGCUAUAAAUGGAAUUAAACAACUUCUUGUAAAUUUUAGUGACAGUGAAGUUUUGUCACUAUGUGCAACUAUAACUCAAGGGCUACUUAAAAACAAAAUAAACUCCAGAGAUGCUGCAAUAGAUGCAAUUCUAAAGUAUUCAACAGAUGUGGCAAGUUUUUUAAGAAGAAAAGUCCUCACAAGAAACAUUCUCUUUGAAUAUCUUCACGAUUCAGGUAUCAAAGUUGAACUUCCAGUUACCAAGGAUGAACUUAUUGAGAUUAUCGUCCAAGCAUGGGAUAAAAACCAGAUAAAUCCAAAUAAUCCCAAUAGAACUGAACAAAACUUAGAUUUAUAUAAAAAACAUCUUCAAAUCCACAUUUACACAAUAAUGUUGAAAAUUUACAGAAAUCAGAAGUUUCUUCAUCAACAACAACAAAUAUACAUAUUACAAAUGUAUACAUUAAUCAAACACAGAACACAAUUAGCCCUAACAUUAGAAGUAAUGUCAUUGAAAUUUUGUGAAUGGUUUUACGAAUUAAUGAACAAAAACGAAGUCAUAGGCAGUGAACACUUCUUUCCAGACGCGUCUCUUCAAUUAAAAUUAGUCAGUGAUGCAAUAUCACAAGAAGAAGAGGUCAAAAACGAUGGGAAAUGCAUUGGUAAUCUUUUAUUUAAAAUAAAAAGCGAACACGGUUUAUUUUUCAAUCCAAAUUUACACACAGACGGAACAAAAGGUAAAACAGAUCCGCACGGAUUAGUAAUGAUUAUGUCCUGUGGUACUUUACACAUAAAUAAUAUAAUUUCGGGUGUUUUUGAACAAAUAUUUGCUUUGGCGAGAGAUCCCACCAGUGAAAACAACUGGAAGAUAAAAAACACAACACUUGUGUUAAAAAGUAAAAGUGGAGUUACAUCAAUGCCAAAAUUAGAACAUAAUUUGCAUUCAGAAUAAGUUAACGUAAUAUUUAUUGUGAAAGCAUCUAUUAAGUUGAAGUGAUAAACUGGUUUGUGACAAUUGUUAUGUUUAUUUGAAUAAAUUUUCGAUUUUA
Dalotia coriaria is the source of this 1155-nucleotide messenger RNA. RefSeq lists its product as uncharacterized. NCBI's taxonomy places the organism in Eukaryota, Metazoa, Arthropoda, Insecta, Coleoptera, Staphylinidae. The record is from RefSeq and is a predicted model, not a curated record.